Messenger RNA from Centropristis striata (black sea bass), 2341 nucleotides. RefSeq names its product collagen beta(1-O)galactosyltransferase 2a (gene colgalt2a). Bases 31 to 1896 code for a protein of 621 amino acids. Gene Ontology annotation, molecular function: procollagen galactosyltransferase activity. Lineage: Eukaryota; Metazoa; Chordata; Actinopteri; Perciformes; Serranidae. The transcript is spliced from 12 exons. The record is from RefSeq and is a predicted model, not a curated record.
GCAGAGACAUCAAGGUGCCCUGUUGGAAAUAUGCCUCUUGGAUCUCAGGGAUGCAGAUUAUAUUUAGUGAUUUUAGCAGGACGGCUCUUCCUGCACACCAGCAGCACAGAGGAGCUGCCGGCUGAUCAUCUCCUCCAACCAGCCCGACAGGAGUCCUCGGUGCUGAAGCCCACAGUGCAGAUCACCAUCCUCGCCCGCAACGCACAGCACAGCCUCCCUUACUUCUUAGGAUGCAUCGACAGACUGGACUAUCCAAAGAACCGCAUUGCCAUCUGGGCAGCCUCUGACCACAGUGUGGACAACAGCACAGCCCUGCUGCAGGAGUGGCUCCGAGGAGUCAAACACCUCUACCACUCAGUGGAGUGGACGCCCGCGGAGCAACCGAGCUCUUAUGCAGACGAGCAGGGUCCCAAACACUGGCCCGACUCCCGCUUCACCCACGUGAUGAAGUUAAAGCAGGCGGCGCUCAGAGCUGCCAGGCGCCUUUGGACUGACUACAUACUGUUUGUGGACAGUGACAACUUGCUGACAAACCGCCAGGUGCUGUCUGACCUGAUAGCAGAGAAUGUGACGAUUGCAGCACCCAUGUUGGAAUCAAAAGGCCUUUUUUCCAAUUUCUGGUGUGGCGUGACUCCUGAGGGUUACUACAGGCGAACCCCGGAGUAUAUUCCCAUCCGUAAAUGGAAGCGGCAGGGCUGCUUCGCGGUCCCCAUGGUGCACUCCACCUUCCUGUUGGACCUGAGGCGCAGAGCGAGCCAGGCGUUGGCCUUCCACCCUCCUCACCCCCACUACCCCCACCACCUCGAUGACAUCAUGGCCUUCGCUUUCUCAACACGGCAAGCAGGGGUUCAGAUGUACGUGUGCAACAAGGAGCAUUAUGGGUAUUUACCGGUGCCCCUUAAACAGGACGAGACACUGGAGGCAGAAGAGGAGAGUUUCAGCCACACGCUGACAGAGGCGCUCAUUUCCUACACCAUGGAGCCCUCACAGUAUGUGCACACCGAGGAAAAAGAAGCAGGGAAGAUGGGGUUUGAUGAGAUCUUUCUGAUCAAUCUGAGGCGGCGCUCGGACCGGCGGGACAGGAUGUUGAGGUCUUUGAUUGUCCUCGGCAUCAACGCCACGCUGACUGAAGCCGUGGACGGCAAAGCCUUGAACUCCUCUCAGCUGCAGGCUAUGGGUAUAGACAUGCUGCCCGGGUACAAGGAUCCAUAUUCAGAGCGCGUGCUGACUAGAGGAGAGAUCGGCUGCUUCCUCAGCCACUGGAACAUCUGGAAACAGGUGGUGCAGCAGGAACUGCAGCAGGUGCUGGUGCUGGAGGACGAUGUGAGGUUCGAGCCCAGGUUCUGCAGCAGGCUGGUGGCCAUCAUGGAGAAUGUACAGAGAGCGGGACUUGAAUACGACCUAAUUUAUGUAGGUCGGAAGCGGCUGCAGGCGAAGGAGCCGGAGCUCUGGGUGAAGGGGGUCCAGAACCUGGUGCACCCAGGAUACUCCUACUGGACCCUGGGCUACGUCCUGUCACUGAGCGGGGCCCAGAAGCUCCUGCAGGCAAAACCAUUAAACAAAAUGUUACCUGUUGAUGAGUUCCUGCCUGUCAUGUUCAGCAAGCACCCUAAAGACGAGUACCUGCAGUAUUACAAGCAGAGGGACCUGAGGGCGUUUUCAGUGGAGCCUCUGCUGCUCUUCCCCACACACUACACCGGUGAGCCCGGAUACUUCAGCGACACGGAGACCUCCACCAUCUGGGACGACGAGGCCGUGGAAACAGACUGGGACCGAGACGGAGCCAGGAACCAGCGUGCCUGGGACGCUGAGGAUGCAGAGCUUCGACGCCCUGCGGCUCCUGCUCGUGGUGACGCGUCUCCUCUCUCUGCCAGUGGACACAGAGAAGAACUCUGAGAAGGACUUAUGCUGCAGAUCAAGUGGUCAAAGCACAAGGAAAUGCAGAUUUAAAGUUUAAAAAUAAUUGGAGUUAUUUUCCCAAAGUUUCAGCAAAAGCAAAAAACUGCAUACAGCAGAGUUCAAAAAGGUAAACAAAACAUAAAUACUGAAAUAUUAUAAGAAGUCCUCCGAACUGGGCCCCGAUUAACCUUUAUUUCACCCCUCUCUGUGCAACAUGUACAGUUUUUUCAUUUUAACCCUCCUGUUAUGUUCGUUUUUCAGGAACAGCAACAACCUGGGGCAUGUUUAGUUAUCCAAACGUGUAAGAAACUAAAAAACCCCAAUAAACAUUGUUUAUAUUUCAUAAAUGACUCUAUUAUUAACCAUCUCAAUCAAUAUUUAGUGUAGUGGUGUUCUUUCCCUCUCACAGGUCAUUGAUCAAUGAGGAUAAUUCACUUUUUUU